Messenger RNA from Pseudopodoces humilis (Tibetan ground-tit), 401 nucleotides. It is a transcript of the gene UQCR10, whose product is annotated as ubiquinol-cytochrome c reductase, complex III subunit X. Gene Ontology annotation, cellular component: respiratory chain complex III. The record is from RefSeq and is a predicted model, not a curated record. Lineage: Eukaryota; Metazoa; Chordata; Aves; Passeriformes; Paridae. Gene Ontology annotation, biological process: mitochondrial electron transport, ubiquinol to cytochrome c.
GGGCGGCGCAGGCGCGGAGCGCGCGGUCAAGAUGGCGCUGCUGCGGCAGGUGUACGGGGCGCUGUUCCGCCGCAGCUCCACGUUCGCGCUGUCGGUCGUGCUGGGCGCGGUGGUCUUCGAGCGCGCCUUCGACCAAGCCGCGGAUGCGCUCUUCGAGCAGCUCAAUCAAGGGAAACUGUGGAAACACAUCAAGCACAAGUAUGAGAACUGAGCAGCUCAGCAGCAGGGACCAGCUGAGGGAUUCAGCCUCCUGAAACUGGGAAUGGAUUCCUGCUGGAACAACUCCGAGCCAGAUGUUAUCAGCCACCUACUGAUAUGAUGUGAAGCCAGAUGGACUCAAGGAGCUCUGCUGCUGUACUCGACUUACUGUGUUCAAAUAAAACUCCUGGUCCUGUGUUGUG